Molecule: messenger RNA, 747 nt
Organism: Colletotrichum navitas
Lineage: Eukaryota; Fungi; Ascomycota; Sordariomycetes; Glomerellales; Glomerellaceae
Exons: 1
Coding region: 105-584 (159 amino acids)
Source: RefSeq, a predicted model, not a curated record
GAUUGCGGGCCUGUUGUGGUCCAAGCAGAGAUCCGUUAUCAUCGCAUCAUGUUUGAUGAUGGUCGUCGACUUCGCUCUGUACUACUGUCGUAGCUACGCCCCUCAUGGAUAGGUGUUUUCUUUUUAUUUCCCCUCUCCAGCCCCCGUCUCCCCCUGUUGCAACGAUGCAACUAGACCCGUCUGCUUACCUCGAUGGUGACAUUGGUCAGGAGCACACUCGUGUUGGGAUUUCAAGCCAACCGUGGCUCGCAAACCGGGAAAAAGAAAGAAAAAACAAAAGGAAAAGAAGAAAAGAAAAAAAAAAAGACCUCAAAAUCCACUCCCUUUCGUCCGUCCGUUCGUUUCGACCUUUCCAAUUCAGCCCCCACCCCCCCCCCUUCUUCUGUCCAAGCGAACCACACCCAAGUGCACAGCGGCAGAAGGAAACGCAGCCAUGCCGUAAUCUCUCUCCGGCACGUGGCAUCAAACAAGCAUGUCUCGACGUCCGAGCCCCCUCCUCUUCCAAAUUGUCAAUCUUAGGAAGAAGGCAGGGCAGCAACGCCUCGACAGCGAGCAGGAAGGAUCAAGAGAAUGAUAUUAAAUGAAUGAAAACUCGAAUUAAAAAAAAAAAAGCCCGGUCGUUACGUCGCUUGCUCGCACGCCCUGAGCACAUGUCGGAGGAGCUGCGGUUUGGUCGAGUCCGAGCCGUGAGCUCUUCCCGUCUCGUCUCCUCGGCAGAGACGAGAAGACAAAGGCAACAAUAUAUGC